AUAGGGCAGGACCCAGCGGGGAGCAGAGACAGCAGUUUCCCUCGGCGCCUGGGCGUGUGCAGCCAGCGGCAGGUUCUGCGGCCAGGGCCAUGCGUGCCGGACAGACAAAAGCCUGGACGAGCGAGGCGUGAGGAAAGGCGGCCAAGGGAGGAGAGGGAGGCGCGUACGCACAGAUCCAUCUUGAAGGGGUUUUGCCUGCUGCUGCUGCCGCCGCCGCGCCAGGCUCGCCGAGAUCACCGGGCGCCAGGGGAUGCCAGCUCGCCUCCUCUUCCAAUGUUUCACUGGGGCAAGUGGAAGAAAAGGAUGGGAGCGACCACUUCGUCUUCCAAGAGACCUGUGUUCGAUGAGAAGGAGGAUGUGAAUUUUGACCACUUCCAGAUACUCCGAGCAAUUGGGAAGGGAAGCUUUGGCAAGGUGUGUAUUGUACAAAAGAGAGAUACGGAGAAGAUGUAUGCCAUGAAGUACAUGAACAAACAACAAUGCAUCGAAAGAGAUGAGGUUCGAAACGUGUUUAGAGAAUUAGAGAUCCUGCAGGAAAUUGAGCAUGUAUUCUUGGUGAAUCUCUGGUACUCUUUUCAGGAUGAAGAAGACAUGUUUAUGGUAGUGGAUUUACUCCUAGGUGGUGAUCUACGGUAUCAUCUACAGCAAAAUGUUCAAUUCACGGAGGAAACAGUGAAGCUUUACAUUUGUGAGAUGGCACUAGCUCUAGACUAUUUACGAAGUCAGCAUAUUAUUCACAGAGAUGUAAAACCAGACAACAUUCUCCUAGAUGAGCAAGGUCAUGCACACCUAACAGAUUUUAAUAUUGCAACAAUAAUCAGAGAUGGUGAAAAAGCAACUGCAUUAGCUGGAACGAAACCAUAUAUGGCUCCAGAGAUUUUUCACUCUUUUCUGAAUGGUGGGACAGGCUACUCCUUUGAAGUUGAUUGGUGGUCUUUAGGAGUGAUGGCUUAUGAACUUCUUCGUGGAUGGAGACCCUAUGACAUCCACUCCAGUAACCCGGUAGAGUCUUUAAUUCAGCUGUUUAGUACUGUAAGUGUUCAGUAUUCAUCAGUAUGGUCAAAAGAAAGUGUUGCUUUAUUGAGAAAGCUAUUGACAGUGAAUCCUGAGCAUCGAUUUGCCAGCCUCACUGAUGUUCAAACUUCAGCUUACUUAUCAAAUGUCAUAUGGGAUGAUGUCUGUGAGAAGAAGGUGGAGCCAGGCUUUGUUCCUAAUAAAGGCCGUCUACAUUGCGAUCCCACCUUUGAGCUAGAAGAAAUGAUCCUGGAGUCAAGACCUUUGCAUAAAAAGAAGAAAAGACUCGCAAAAAACAAGUCCAGGGACAACAGCAAGGACAGCUCACAGUCAGAAAAUGACUAUCUCCAGGAAUGCCUCGAAGCAAUCCAGCAAGACUUUGUAAUUUUUAACAGAGAGAAGUUGAAGAGGAGUCAAGAUCAAAUGAAUGAAUCUAUUUCUCCUCCUGAAACUACAGAUGAAGCCGAGACAGAAGCUGAAUCUGAGAAUUCCAAUUUAAAUAUGUGUAGCUCUGUAUGUUCUUCUACAGGCAGCAGCUAGGACUACAGUUUCAAAGCCAGGGGCCAAAAGCCUACAUGCCUCUUGAAUAAAUCAUUCUCAGGUUGCACUGAUGAAUAUAUACUGUACACUGCGUACUAUAAUUGAAAAAAAAGUCACAGAAUCAAUAUUGUAAAGCUGUAGCAGAGG
Molecule: messenger RNA, 1701 nt
Organism: Chelonoidis abingdonii (Abingdon island giant tortoise)
Lineage: Eukaryota; Metazoa; Chordata; Testudines; Testudinidae
Gene: STK32C
Product: serine/threonine kinase 32C
Biological process (GO): regulation of signal transduction; G protein-coupled receptor signaling pathway; protein phosphorylation
Molecular function (GO): G protein-coupled receptor binding; ATP binding; G protein-coupled receptor kinase activity
Source: RefSeq, a predicted model, not a curated record